CACUAUCGCAUGCCGACAUCAUAAGUUCUACAUAAGGUUCAAACGUUCCAACCAGCCGGUUUAUGUACAUGCAGCUCCCUGCCUAUCCCACAUAAUCCCAUCUUUACCCCAGCAAUUCGCAGACCCUCAAAACCUCACAUAAUGCCUUCGGAAACUACCGCCUCAAACGGUGGCCUAACCCCCGACCAACUCGCCACCUUCCAGCGCGACGGGUACCUCAUCAUCCCCGACGCCCUCCCCCCCACCACCGUGCAAGCCCUCCUCGCCGAAACGCACAAGCUCUUAGAGGACUUCCCACUAUCAUCACACCCCCUAACACGGUUCAGCACCGGCGAGAAGUCCGCCCACGUCGGCGACGAGUACUUCCUAACGUCCGGCGACAAAGUGCGCUUCUUCUUCGAGGAGGACGCCUUCGACACCAAGGGCAACUUAACCAAGCCCAAAGCGCGCGCCAUAAACAAGAUAGGGCACGCUUUGCAUGCUCUCUCACCACCGUUUGCCGCGCUCCUGGAUCCGGCGCUGAAUCCGGAUUUACUGGGCGCGGGGACUAGUGGGGGUAGCGUGGAAGCGGGCCGUAAGGAGAGCCAUCCUGCGGCGGUUGCGCGCGCGCUCGGGUUCAGGGAUCCGAGGUGUCUCCAGAGCAUGGUCAUCUGCAAGCAGCCGGAGAUCGGGGGCGCGGUGCCGCCGCACCAGGACAGCACGUUCCUGUACACGGAGCCGCCGAGCGCCGUGGGGUUCUGGUAUGCGCUCGAGGAUGCGACGGCAGAGAACGGGUGUCUGAGUUUCCUCCCGGGGAGUCACCGAUGGGCGCCUAUUCGACAACGAUUCGUGCGCGCUCAGGGUGGAGGCACCGAGUUUGCGGAUAAUGAUAGGCCGAAGUUUCCGCCUGGGGGGAAGUAUGGGGAGAAGGAUGGGCAGAACGAGGAUGGUGAGUAUAAGAUGGGCGAGGUCAAGGCCGGCUCACUGGUGUUGAUACAUGGCAAUUUACUUCAUAAGAGUGAGAAGAACUUGAGUCAGAAGGGGCGCAUCAUCUAUACGUUUCAUGUUAUUGAGGGUGAGGGGACGAAGUACGAUGAGCGGAAUUGGCUUCAGCCGCCGGCGGAUGGGUUUACACGGCUGUAUAGAGAUUAAUUCGACUAGGAGUGCUUUGUAUUAAGUAGCUUACAUGAGGUCGGGGGUCCUAGGUUGGUUUGGAGUGUAUUAAUUAUGUAGGUCGUCAAGCAGGCAAGCCUGUCAAUGUAUUAAGUAAAGUAUUCGAUCCCGUAAGGGGGGUAGACAAGUUUCCUCAAAGAUAUUCUAAGGGCUCUAGGAAUUUCCCGCUCCCUAGCUAUCCGGAUAGGAAUAGAAACGUUCCGAAGGAGGAAACAUACUACUAUGUUUCAUUGCCAUAGGACACCUUUGCCAUA
Daldinia loculata is the source of this 1406-nucleotide messenger RNA. Its product is annotated as phytanoyl-CoA dioxygenase. Lineage: Eukaryota; Fungi; Ascomycota; Sordariomycetes; Xylariales; Hypoxylaceae. The record is from RefSeq and is a predicted model, not a curated record. The coding region runs from base 142 to 1131 and encodes 329 amino acids. The transcript has a single exon.